Molecule: messenger RNA, 6084 nt
Organism: Cladocopium goreaui
Lineage: Eukaryota; Dinophyceae; Suessiales; Symbiodiniaceae
Source: the annotation of a GenBank genome assembly
AUGUCGUCUGUUUGGAAAGAAAUUCUGGAUGAGUUUGAUCUCUGGAUGUCAGAUGGAUGUGCCUUCAAGAAAUAUGGCAUUUUGGUUGCUGAGAAUAUUCUGCCUUUGAAAGAUGGUUGGUUUUCUUGCUCGGUGAUUGCCCCUGAGGGUAUCAGCAGUUCUUGCAUUGCCAGAGAUUUCAUGCGGUUUCAUGAUGACAGGCCUUCUCAUGAGGCCACCAUGAUUUGGAAUGUUGAAUGGUCGCAGCCCUUGCCUGAAGUGAAGUACAUGAUUUGCGGUGUUGAUGUCUGCCCGGAUAACAUCCUUGCAGAUUUUGAGGUUCCGAAAAGUGCCAUUCCAUUGCCCUUGCUCCAAGCAAGUGUCAUGCCAGUGAAUGUGAUUGAGCUUUUUUCAAGGGGUUUGGGAGGUUGGAAAACUGCAUGUAACUUCCUGCAUGAACAUGAGAAUGUUGCUUUCAAAGUGCUUGCCGUUGAAAUUGAUAUCGAAGCAGCCUUCACGUAUGCAGUGAGCCAUUCAGUUCCUUUGAUCAGUGGAAAAACGCACCUGGACCCAGCAUUGGCACAGCAGCACUCACACCUUGUGGUGCAUGCAGAUGUAGCUGGAGAUACUUGGUUGAGUCUUGGUAGUGCUUGGUGCCCAGACAUUGUUGCGAUUUCCUCACCAUGCCCGCCUUGGAGUUCAGCAGGUUCAUCCUCAGGUCUCUACUCAGAAGAAGGCCAAUUGUUGAUCCGAUCGAUUGCAAUCUGCAAGUUGCUCCGUCCACGGGCAAUAGCACUUGAGCAGGUAAGUGCUUUUGCGUCACAUGAGCACUUUCACUACGUGGUGCAAACCUUGAGAUGGGCUGGUUACCAAUUAUACCAUGCUCAGGUCUUGGAUGCAUCCGACAUUCUUCCCAUUGCCAGGUCCAGAUGGCUUGCCAUUGCUUUGAGAGUGAAUGAUGAUGGAGUGAGCCACAUGCCUUUCCAGGGUUGGUACCCAGUUGAAGCUCAAGUGCCCAACACAUGGGAUGUCAUUUUGCAAGAACAGUUUUUGCAUGAUGCACGUCUAUACCCGAAGUCCGAUGUCCUGUCCUUGUCUGCCAGACAUGACCUUUUGCCUCCUGCGAAGCGCAGGGUAGUGUCCAAAGAACAUGUGCUUGCUUCCAGAUGCUAUGACGGAACAAUCAAGAUCCCGACAUUGAUGGCAUCAUAUGGGUCCCAACAUUGUUUGUCCGACGCAUGGCUCAGUGAGAAGGGAUUGAUGAAUCAUUUCUUCCGCCAAGUUGGAAAAAAUCCAAGAUACUGGCACCCAGUUGAAUUGUGGCUGAUGCAUGGGGCUCAUGGACAGCAGUUUUUCAUGAAAGAUUGGGUCAAGGCGUACAGGCAUGUCGGUAAUCAGAUUUGCACUCCUCAUGCCCUGUUGAUUAUCAUGAACAUUCUCAACUGCUUGGAUAAAGUGCCACAAGGUUUUGAUGCAUCAGAGGUCAUCCAGGACUUCAUUUCCAGCAGGAACAAGGCAUCCGAAAUUGCUGUCACUGAAACACAGGCAGGUUUCCUUGCACACAACGCACACAAGAUCCUUUCCGACGAACAGAAAAGACACAUUGAGAACUUCCAGUCUGGUUUGUAUGAUGGAACGAUCCCACACGACAUGUUUUGGAAUUUGAACGGAUUCCAAUCUUGCAAUGCCAUCAUACUGGAUGACACAGUGGAUCUUGCCCUGACUGCACCCAUGCCAAUUUUUGAGAAGGUCACCAUUUGCACCGCUGGAUUGACAUUCGAAGUUUUCAUCCAAGAUGGAAUUCCCUGCGAAAUGGCCUUGCAGCUUUGGGAUCAUGCCUUCCAAGACUUAGAGUGCUUCGAAAAACAAGAUGCAGUUGCAAAAGUUUGGGUGCCCACUGACAAUUGGCAAGAGUCACAUGAUGCCACUCCGAACUUGUGGGUCGUCAUACAUGAAAAAUGCUUGUACGUUGCAAAGCCAUCAGAAGAAACAGUGUCAUGGUUUCUGGAAAAGGGAAACGGGAUUUACGUUGACACACUUGGCAACCCCAUGAAUUUGCCAGAUUUUGCUGGAGCUCUCACCACUGCAGGAUUUAGCCUGAAGUCAAUGCCCUUUGUGCCAUGCAACAUUGCACGCUUUGUGCUUGCCAAUCAAUUCUGCAGUAUGCAAGUGAUCAAUGAACAGCACAAGUUCCAAGUCACUGCAAUCAUCCAGGGACCAUGGGAACAUCGUGUCAUUGUGGCCGAAUUCUGGGCGAACCUUUUCUCAAAGAAUGCACUUGAUGCCAUUGGUGUGUCCCUCACAUGCAAUCACCAGAGCAACUGCACAGCAUUGAUUUGGACAGUCCAAGAUGCCAGAUGCCCAUUGCCGGUGCAAUCCCUUUUGAUUGCCAUGUUUUCCAAAGCUGGAUACUGCCUUUUCUCCAAAUUGCAGGACUUGACAGGGCGCCACAUCAGAAUCAAAGUCUUUGGUAACGUGAUUUGGGAAGGUAAAUUGCCGAUCAAGUUUUCAGUUGCCACUUUGAAGCAAUGUUUGCACGCCAUCACAUGUCUUGUGUCAGGUAACUUGCAGUACCGAAUGAUUCAAGGGGGUAAGCAACCUGCGCCAGAGUCCACGAUUGAACAACUUGCCCAAGACAAUCCUUCCAGCAGGCUGACAUGUCACUUUGUUCUGCAGAUGAAUGGAGGGGGUUCCGAAAAUGGAACAAAGGCAGGUCACAGGACUCAGAUCAAAAAUGCCAUUGCAGGUGUUCUCUUGGAAGAAGGAUAUGACCUUGCAUGGACCUCGAAGUCCGUAGACCAGAUGAUGACGAAAAUUGGCACCAAAGAACUUUCCAAGUUUCUGCAAGUUGAGACCUCCAAGAAAGUUUUUGCAGCCAUGGAUUUCUUGCGUAGCUGUGACAUAGACAUUCCGAAGAUCAACACGGCAAAAUCUUCCCAAGUUGCAGCCAAUGCCAAGAAGAAGAGAUUCACUUCCAUGCCAGAUCCUGCCAAUUACACAGUCUUGGAUGGUGUUUUGGUGAAUGAAAACGAUUCCCCUUGUGCUCACAUUCCCAAGUUUGGGGGUCAUCAGCAGGGAUAUCAUUUGUGCACGCCAGCAGUGGCUUUGCCAUGGUUGCGUCAAGGAGACAUCCUAUCCAGGGACGAGUUGGCACUUUUGAUUUUUGGGGAUUUGCCAGUUACCACAAGAUUGGCCCAUGAACAUGUCACUGUACCUUGCCAAGAUGAAAAAGGCCGCCAGGUCUUAGUCGCCGGAGUGUUGGUUCAAUGUGGUGACAAACAGGUCAAGAUUGUACAAGGUGACGGUUACAAGGUGGACACCGAUGGAACCAUCCUUGCAGCAGUCACUUGGAGAAAAAGUGAUUGGCCACAACAAUGGACCGAGAUCUGUGCAAACCCAUACAAAUUCCUGAAGAGCUUCCCUGGAGUGUCCGAUCUUUCGGUUUCUGUUUGGGGUAAAGCCUAUAGACAGGGCAAAGCACAGGCCACUGCCAACAAUGCCAACUCCGUACAAGUGCACUGUCUUUUCAAGGAAGAUAAGUUUGCCGCUUUCCUCAAAUUAUCCGGAUUUAACAUGCUCUGGUUAUCUCCCAAGACAAAGGAGGGUAAGCCACAUCCGGCAUGGCGCAUUCUUUGGCUUGAUUCCAAUUUGGACAUGCAGGCUGCCACUGCAUUGGCAGCAAAAAUCCAUGACAGUGCAGGGCUUGUGUGCCUAUCUGAAAGGUAUGCCAUCCGAGUGCCAAAGAACAGUUAUGCAGAGGCAUGGGCAAUCAUAUACCCAUCAAUCCCAGUGCCAUUGGAAAUGGAUACGUCCAGAAUUUUCAAACUUGAGAGUCUCCCUUUUGGAGUUACAUCCACUAUGCUUACAGCAUGGGCAGAACACAUCAGUUGGCCAUUGAAGCCCUUGAGGGCAGUAGGUCCGAGAGCAUGGCUGAUAGGAACGGGACAGGAUCCCCCAUCCACGCAGCUUCAUUUCAACAGCUCCCCGAUUCUUGCCAGAGAAUUGAACAGCAAGCCGCAGGCCUUCAAUAAUCCAAUUGUGGCUGGCCCGCGACCUUCCAAGCCAAGUCAUGCAGCUGCGAAUCAGGACAACUACCAACUGAUCGGGGACCCCUGGGCAAACUGGACAGGUCCCAGACCAACUGCACCAGCGGCGCCCAUUGCAGCUUCUACUACGAUUGGCCCAACAGAGCAGCAAUUUGCCCAGCAAGCUGACCGGUUGAACAAACUGGAGACAGCCAUGCAAGAAAUGCAAACAGGUCAGAAGAAGCAAGAGAUUGUGAUGGAAAAGAUCCAGAAGGAGCAGGUCAAUCGAGAUCAAGAGGUGCGUCAACAAAUUGAUGACAAAUUUGCCGCCAUGAAACAUGAGAUUGACAAGACGUUCCAGAACGCUCUGAACAUGCAAGCAUCUCAGUUCAAUGCCAACAUGGAGGAGAUCAAAGGUCUUCUCAGGGAAAGGCCGAAAAGGAAGUCCAAGACGGAAGGAAUGCAGUUGUUGAAGCGAUCCAGUCCAGUCUUCUUCGCCCAGCCGGGUGUUGGCUAUGUCUUGGAAGAAACAUGGUUGGCCACGCACAGUCCCGUCAUGUUUCAGCUGUCUUUGCCGGGUCCUGUCUUGUUUGCCAAACACAUCCGUUUUCCCAAGUCUUUUGUCGAACUUGACAUUGCUGACCAGCACUGGGAUAACAUGGUUGACGUUUCGGGGGCCUUGCAAAAUGCUAGCAGCAUCCAAGAAUGGGGAGAAGCAGUUGAAAACAACAUCGACAAAUACCUGCGUCAAGGGGUGGGUUCAGUUCUUCAGUUUACAAAGUAUCAUCUUGAAAUUUCUUUGAAAGAAGAUGCAAAAAUUCAGAAGAAUAAGCUUGAAUAUCUUAGAUUCCUGGAUGCCGCCAACCAUAACAAAGCAGCUUAUGCCACGGUGAGGGGCCCCGGCAUGCCCCGUGUCCAUGAAAUUGGGCGGGUUCAAACUUGUGAAGCCAUUGCAGUGCCAAGUGACGAUGGUCACGAACACUCCCUCUAUAUGGACUCAAUCGAAACGGAAAAAUUCUCCAUGGACUUCCCUUUGGCCAUAGGUGAAGUAUCUGCUGAAGUUAUAUCCAUUGAAGAGCAUCGCUUACAAGUCCGUACCAAGGAAAGUUUUCCAGAGUGGCCUGAACAAAUCAUGGUUAGCCAACAUCAGUUUGCCAUUUCGCCUGCAGACCUUGCCAAGCAUCUUGACAGUUUUUGGAAGCCUAUAUGGAACCGUGAUCAUGUUUCCAUGGAUUUCAUGCAAGCCGAAUCAGACACAUGUCCUUUCCAUGAACUGCUGACACACAUGCCUGCACACCCACAAAUACAAGUUGACAUGCUCAGCCGAGAGGCGUGGUCCAAAGCAGUCAAGAAACUCAAAGCUCAAUCAGCCAGAGGUACUGACAAGAUCAGCGCUCAAGAGUUGAAACUUUUGCCUUGGUGUUACUUGGAAAAAUUGGCAGUAAUCAUGUCAAGCUAUCCACAGGGUUUCCCAGCCAGUUUCAUGCAUGGCCUGAUAUGCCCUUUAUCCAAGACCGAUGAAAUCCCAGAAGCAAAACAGACUCGUCCCAUCACAUUGUUGCCACAACUUUACAGGCUCUGGGCAGCAGUUAUGACUGCGGAGAUCACAAAAGUUUUGUGCACUUGGAUUCCAAAUGACAUCACUGGUCUCUUGCCAAGGCGUGGGGCCGCCAAUGCAGCCUACUUUUCCCAGUUUCAUAUCGAAAAAGCACGGAGGUACCAUAAGAGCAUCUCAGGUUUGACUUUGGACAUCAUUAAGUGCUUUAACUGUAUUCGCUGGGACUUCGGCUUUCAUGCGUUGCUUGCCCUAGGGGUGCCCAGGCAACUUUUGGUCGUUUGGAUGGCUUCAAUCCAAGCCCUCACUCGCCACUGGCUCCUGAACAAUCAAGUCAUCACUGCAGGCACUUUGCAGCAAGUAUGCGGCCCUGCAUCAGCCCUUGCGUUCAUGCUGAGCCAACUGUGCUUAAUGGAUUUGCUGACUCCAAACGAUGGAUGCUCAUCAGAGAGAUCUCAGGUUCCAGUUUUUCAGCAUUUACAGUCAUUCUUGAUUUGUGCCAAUCAGAUGAUGAACGAUGCCUAG